AUGGCGGUAUAUGAAAAAUCCCUACCAGACGAGAAAUCAAAACUGGUGCUAGCUAAAGCCUUGUACGACUGUCAGGGUAAUGGACCUGGAGAGCUCACCAUUAAAUCUGGAGACAUAAUCGGCCUGCACUGGAAAAUAGAUGAAAACUGGUAUUAUGGAGAAAUCAAGGGGAAUGGUGGGCUCAUACCCAUCAGCGCAGUGCAGAUACUGGGCGAGCAAACACAGCCUGUGCCUUUGUGCCGUGCUCUCUAUGACUUUGACCUGACCAGACUGGAACCGGGAGAAAGGAGGGAGUGUCUGGCUUUUAUGAAGGGGGAUAUCAUCAGCGUUAUUAAGCGAGUAGAUGAAAACUGGGCUGAAGGAAAACUGGGAGACCAGGUUGGAAUCUUUCCGUUACAGUUUACAGAGCCAAAUCCAGCUGCUCUAAAACUCCUGGCGAGAGGAAAGAGUAGUGAUACUGCAGAAAUUCGACCCCAGAACGCGAGAGCAAGCAGUAGGAGGGCAAACAUAAAUGCGGCCAGCCACAGGCAAAUCUCCAAAAGGCAGACGAGUACGACUCGACCUCCAGAUGUCAGCGUCCUGAACACCCUGAACCACAGGCAAAUCCACAGUUCUUCCACUCCGAGCGCGCCCGGAAAACUUCUUCGACACUCCUCAACGUUUAAACUGAGAUCUGGAAGCACUCACAGAAGCUUCGUGAAGGUUGAAAGGAAGAUGAAUGGUGAAGUACCUCCGACCAUCACCAUGGCUCUGAUUAACCCCCAGGUUCCUCCACCGCUCACUGAGAGUAAACAGUCGUCCACCCAGCAGCUUUCUAUCAGUGUGUGUGCAGCACUGUACUCGUACACUCCCCAUCACGCCGAAGAGCUGGAACUGAACAAGGGGGAAAUGGUGGGGGUUUACGGGAAGUUUAAGGAGGGCUGGUUACGCGGCCUCUCUCUCAGAACCGGUAAAGUGGGCAUCCUGCCUGCCAACUAUGUGACACCUGUGCUCAGAACUUCAGCUAGAUUUCUCGGGCAGCCAAAGCCCUCAGUUUCCAAUGCAAGCGCCAUGACUUCAAGGCGAUACCCACCCCAAAAUCUCCAGACAGUGCAGACUCUGGACAAAGUUAAGGCUGAAGGAACUUCUGCUGCUGCAGUUGGUGCCAUGUCCUCUCAGCCUGCUGUAACAUCUAUUGGUGCGGUGAGAGGUCCACAGGCAGGAGGAAAGCAGGGUUGGGACACGGUCAGGCGAGCCUUCCCGACCUCACACAGAGGCUCACCCCGCCGUCAUUUGAGUCUUCAGCCCCCGGCUCAGGAUUUGGGACAGAUCUACGGAUUUGGACGUUCUCCUGUUCUUCCUAGAAAAAGAAAUGGUUUGUUCACAAAUCCAAUCAGGCCACAGCUCUGGACUUCUGAGGGAACGACACCCUCUGGUGGCACAUACCACACAAUGGAUGCCAAAUAUUCUGCUACAAAAGACACUUGCACAGCUCCUCAGUCCAUUCUGGUCAAACCAGAUCCUUAUAGGCUGAUCGCAGAAAAGCCUGUAAAGUCGGUGAGGUUCUCUCAUGAAGAAACUCCCCAAACCACAACGAGGACAACAUGUCUGUCUUCUGAAGCUCAGAUUACCGGGAGCUCUCCUAGCAGUUCCACGGCUUUGGAGCACUGGAACCCAUCAGCAAUUAUCGGUCGAGAUGGAAACAUCUCAGUCCUUAAAGACACGAAGACGACCCCGCAAAGAAAAGGACCUGUUCAGAGUUAUUCUAUCGUUGACUGUCUGCCUUUAGGUGCAAAAUCAGCUACACUUAACAGCCAGUCCAGUCCUAUCAGACACAAAGUCCUGAAGGGAUACAAUGCACGGACUAAUGCUGAGCUUAACCUGCUGGAGGGCGAAGUGGUCCUGGUUCGAAAGCCUCGGCCGGAUGGAAGGGUGCUGGUGACACAUGAGCUUACCGGAAUAACGGGGAUUUUUCAAAGCAGUAUUCUGGACAUACUGGACAAAGUGGUCUGAGUGGCACUUAGCGAUGUGUGUGUGUAUGCACUUGUGUGAGAGUGUGUAUGUGCUUGUGUGUGAGUGAGUCUGCAACCAGUGCUGCCCUGGGAACCAUGUGGCAGACUUCUGUUGCAUGAGAAACUAAGUAACAAAGCAAUACAUUGUGUGUUGUUGAUGUAAUUCUGUACACAGCAUGCAUCUCGGUCAACACAGACACAAACCAACCCUACAUACUAAUGUAAUUUUACUGUCAUAGACCACUACUACUGUCUUUUCUUUUGGGUUCUGACGGACAUGUGCACUUCGGGAUAGGGAUGUAGUCACUCACAUUUGUCUCUCAAUAUAAAC
Messenger RNA from Trichomycterus rosablanca, 2322 nucleotides. RefSeq names its product SH3 domain containing ring finger 2 (gene sh3rf2). The record is from RefSeq and is a predicted model, not a curated record. The coding region runs from base 1 to 1992 and encodes 663 amino acids. Gene Ontology annotation, biological process: positive regulation of JNK cascade; protein ubiquitination; positive regulation of proteasomal ubiquitin-dependent protein catabolic process. Gene Ontology annotation, molecular function: protein binding; ubiquitin protein ligase activity. Lineage: Eukaryota; Metazoa; Chordata; Actinopteri; Siluriformes; Trichomycteridae. The transcript is spliced from 10 exons.